AUGUCUGAACCGAAAGCUCCACAGGUCAUUGCGGUGAAUAGCGCAGGAAGCCGGUUAGAUGCAAGAACACAUGAGGUAGAGUUGAACGCUGUUCUCUCUCAAGAUAUUGCCUUGGAUGAUAUUGCAACUGGUUUAUCCACUGAUCAGAAGAACUCUAUCUUGAAGAGAUUGAAUCUCGAUGUCUUGGAGAGUCUCGACUCGUUGCCUCCCUCUGCACUCUUCAUGUUGGAGAAAAUUGCAGCCAUUGAAAUCGAUGAGGCUCUCACUAUUUUGAAGGAAUAUUUGGUGGACCACGGAGACGAUGUUAAUAUUCCUACCGAAGAUUACGAUUUCAUUCAACAAUUGGUUGAUGCUGAGGGAACUCCGCUUGCCUCCAAGAAACUCAACUCGGAUGCCAGCUCCUCCGAGAAGAACCUGGUCACUGCUUAUGACUUGCCUGUCGGAGAAGACUUGGAAACUUCCGAGUUCCAGAUUUUUGAUUGGCCCUUGCAAGUCAAGACUGAAGCAGCUUUGAUUGCCUAUCACUCGCCUUAUCCGGAAGUUAGAUCUGUCACUGAUCCUUUCGAUGAUCCUUCUCUUCCUGUUGAAACUUUUAGAGUUUAUUUUCUUGGCCUCAUUUGGACGGCGAUUGGUUCUUUCAUUAACCAGUUUUUUGCGGAGAGACAGCCUGGUAUCUCUUUGAGUGCCGCGGUUGUUCAGCUUUUGCUCUAUCCAUCAGGUAUUGCUUGUGCAUAUAUUCUCCCCAAGUGGAAGUUCAAAGUGUGGAGAUACACCAUUGAUUUGAACCCAGGCCCCUGGACUCAUAAGGAGCAAAUGUUGGCUACAAUCUUCUUUUCUGUUUCUGCUGGUCAUCCAUAUGUUUCCUAUAACAUCCAUGUCCAAAAGCUCGAGAGAUAUUACAAUAACCAAUGGGCUAAUUGGGGAUAUCAGAUUUUGUUGAUUCUUGCAACUAAUUUUAUGGGUUUCGGUUUUGCUGGUAUCAUGAGAAAAUUUGCUGUUUAUCCUAUCAGAUCGAUCUGGCCUACAAUCUUGCCUACUCUUGCUUUAAACAAGGCAUUGAUGCAAACUGAAAAGAAGACAAGUAUCAACGGAUGGACAAUUUCGAGAUACAACUUCUUUUUCGUUGCAUUUACUGGCUCCUUCAUCUACUUUUGGUUUCCUAACUACUUGUUCCAGGCGUUAUCUUACUUCAACUGGAUGACCUGGAUUGCUCCUCAAAACUUCACCUUGUCGUUGGUCACUGGAAGUUUGUAUGGAUUGGGAAUGAAUCCUAUUCCAACCUUCGACUGGAAUGUUAUCAACUUCAACUACGCCUUGACAAUUCCCUUCUUCUCUCAGUUGAACCAAUACAUUGGUUCCCUUAUUGCCUUCUUCACUAUUCUUGGUGUCUACUACACUAACUACUACUGGAGUGGAUAUCUCCCAAUCAAUACGUCUUCUUUGUUCAGUAACACUGGUGAGUAUUACUCUGUGAAAGCAAUUGUGAAUGAUAGAAGUUUAUUCGACAAGGCAAAGUAUGAACAAGUUGGACCCCCAUUCUAUUCGGCAGCCAACUUGGUCGUUUAUGGUGCUUUCUUUGCCUUGUACCCAUUUUCAUUUAUUUAUGAGACUGUUACCAACUACAAGCCAAUGUGGCAUGCCUUAAAGAACCUUGGAAGCUCGUUCAAGAACUUUAGAAAGUCAACGUUCGAUGGUUUCGAUGACCCACAAACGGUUAUGAUGAAGAGAUAUAAGGAAGUGGCAGACUGGGUCUUCUUGGUUGUGUUGGUAUUCUCUCUCGUCUUUGCCAUUAUUUGUGUGAAAGUUUAUCCUGCUGAAACUCCAGUUUGGGGUAUUUUCUUCGCCCUCGCUAUGAACUUCAUUUUCUUGAUCCCACUUACUGCUGUGUACUCCGUUACUGGAUUUUCUUUUGGUCUUAACGUCUUGGUUGAGUUGAUUGUUGGUUACGCUUUGCCUGGUAACGGUCUCGCUUUGAACUUCAUCAAGGCCUUGGGUUACAAUGUGAAUGGCCAGGCCCAGACCUAUAUUUCGGACCAAAAAAUGGCUCACUAUUUGAAGAUUCCACCAAGAGCUGUGUUCAGAGUUCAGAUGCUCUCUGUAUUCAUUUCUUCAUUCAUUAGUUUGGCUGUCAUGAACUUCAUGUUCACGAAUGUCGACAACUACUGUAUGCCAGGUAACAAGCAAAAGUUCACUUGUCCGCUGUCCAAUGUGUUCUACUCUGCAUCUGUGUUGUGGGGUGUUAUUGGUCCUAAGAAGGUGUUUGGCGGACUUUAUCCUGUUAUGGAGUACUGCUUUUUGAUUGGGGCUUUGCUUGCCAUUCCUUGUAUCUUGUACAAGAAGUACAUGCCAAGACGUUACACCAAGUACUUCCAGCCAACCUUGGUCAUCGGAGGAAUGUUGGUUUUUGCUCCUUACAACUUGACUUACUACACUGGUGGCCUCUACGCUUCUUUCGCUUUUAUGCUUUAUAUCAAGAAGAAGUACACUACUUGGUGGGAGAAGUACAACUACGUCUUGUCAGGAGCUUUGGAUGCUGGUGUUGCAUUCUCCAGUAUUAUUAUUUUCUUCGCCGUGCAAUACAAUGACAAGUCUAUCUCCUGGUGGGGUAAUAACGUUCCGUUCUUGGGUGUUGAAGGUGGCGAGGGUCAACAAGCUAGAUUGAACGUCACGGAGCUGGCCCCAGAGGGUUAUUUUGGUCCAAGAUUUGGCCACUUCCCUUAG
Molecule: messenger RNA, 2721 nt
Organism: Sungouiella intermedia
Lineage: Eukaryota; Fungi; Ascomycota; Pichiomycetes; Serinales; Metschnikowiaceae
Source: the annotation of a GenBank genome assembly